CAAAACUCGCACAGAGAGCUCAAUUAAAAGACCAUGUCCGCCAUCGGGCGUCGACAGUCCUCGGUGUCCUUAUUUAAACCAAAUUCUCCAUGAAAUAGCAUUAUCCCGUGGCCUCAGCAAUGGCCAGUUCGGGUGCCGUUCAGGUGAAACUGGAACUCGGUCACCGUGCCCAGGUCCGAAAGAAACCCACCGUGGAAGGUUUUACGCACGACUGGAUGGUGUUUGUUCGCGGACCCGAACACAGCAACAUUCAGCACUUUGUGGAGAAAGUCGUGUUUCAUCUCCAUGAAAGUUUCCCAAGACCAAAAAGAGUGUGUAAAGAUCCACCAUAUAAAGUAGAAGAGUCUGGAUAUGCUGGCUUCAUCUUGCCAAUUGAAGUUUACUUUAAAAACAAGGAAGAACCAAAAAAGGUGCGCUUUGACUACGAUUUGUUCCUGCACUUGGAGGGCCACCCACCUGUCAAUCACCUGCGUUGUGAAAAGCUCACUUUCAACAACCCUACUGAAGAGUUCCGCAAGAAGCUGGUCAAGGCCGGAGGGCAACGUGAUCCUCACAAAAGAUCUUCGGAGGACUCUAAAGUAAUGGUAAUGCAGGAAGGCUCCACUUCUCUGUUCGGUCAGCAUCUCAAGCUGCCCACAUUACCCAGCAGCUCAUUAACAUUGACCUUCUCUGAUGUGAAAAAGAGCAAGUCCUUCCCAGGGUCAAAGGAUGGGUCCAAAAGCAGCAGUGCUCUUACUACCACAAAUAAUAUCAGCAGCAGCUCCCUAAAGCUCCACAAACCAUCCAAGGAGCACAAGGACAAGCCUUCCAAAGACUCAAAGGAGUCCAAAAGUGCCUUCAGAGAUUUCAGCAAGGACUCCGGAAAACUCUCUAAAGAUUCUAAAAAACCCAAAGAGAAUCAACCGCUUCAGGAAGAUCACCCCGUUCCUCAGAUGGGAUUCAAGGAGCCCAAGGCCUUGUCAAAGGAGCAGCAGCCAUCAGAGGUCAGCUUCUCAAACUUGGGACAGAGUAAACGGCGGCCUGUGUUGGACAGUGAAGGCAAUGUUACCAAAAAGCGGAAAAGCAGUUUUUCUGAGAGCUCGCAAAAGCUGCAUGCCUGUCCCACCUUGAUCCAGCACCACCAUUUGGACAAAAAAGUUCUGAAGGACAAGUCACAAAUCCGGCAGAGUAAAUUACAAAAUAGUGAACUUUCAGAAAAGAGGAAACCAGCAGUAUUACCUCCCUUCCAGGAUGUGUUGGACCCAAAUGACUCAGACAUGGAGGACAGCAUGUUCACAAGAUCAGAUUCUGAUCAACCCAGCCCAGCCAGCUCCAGUUCCAGUUCAAGCUCAGGCUUUGGACGCACACAAAAACGGCAAGAUCUGAUCACAGCGACUUUCAAGAAAGAGCCCAUAUUGGCAGUUGCCUCAGUUUCAAGAAUGCUGGGUCCUUUACGGACGGUAAUCCCAGAUUUGCACUCAGAUGAAAAUGAAGAGGAAUCAGAAGAGGAGGAUGGUAAUGACAUGGACUCAGACUUGGAGCGACCAUUACACAUGCAAAUGACACAUCGCCACCGCAGGGUGAGUUUAAGUGAUGGCAGCAACAGUGAAAACAGCUCUACCUCUUCACCACUACCCCAUAAUGACCCCCCACCUCUACUGAAAGCUACCAAUAGCCAGAUACUAGAAGGAAAGAGUCCCAUGAAACAAGCAAAGGCAGACAAAAAUAAAAACAUUGAUUUUGACAAGGCAUACUUGGAUGAACUAGUUGAGCUUCACAGAAGGCUAAUGACACUACGGGAGAGGCACAUAUUACAGCAGAUUGUAAACCUCAUUGAAGAAACAGGACACUUUCACAUCACAAACACAACGUUUGAUUUUGAUCUCUGCUCUCUGGACAAAACCACAGUUCGGAAGCUGCAAAGCUACCUGGCGACUUCUGGAUCAUCUUGAAGACUUGUGCAGCUGGCUGCAAUGAGGAGGACAAUCAGACCUCCUUUUUGACAUCGUUUUGUUUUUCUCUUGCAUAAAAACUUAUAAGGCAAUGGAAAGGAUGUUAUUUCUUCCAAGAGCUCCGCUGGUUUCUCUGUAUGCCUCAGAAUUUGACAAAACAUUAUGACUUGAGUCUGGAGGUUCUUAUGGUCAACCAGGACUUCACCCAAAACGCCUUGAUAAUCCAGCAUUGCCAAAACAAAACAAAAAUUCUUGGUCUAAAACAAAAUACAAUUGUGUAUAUUGUUAUUAUGUAUGAAUGUUUGAUAGAUUUUUUUUUUUUUUGUGUUUUGUUUUUUUGUGACAAAUGCAUGUUUCAACACUGCCUUACCACAUUGUCUAUUUAUUGAGUAUGAGUUUCAAGUGUGUGUGUGUGUGUGUGUUAGAGCAAAUGAUAUUAAACUUGUGCAAGCACUUGGGAACAAUCAUCUCAUUGGUACGGAAUGGUAAAGGAACAUCAGAAGUUUUGGUAAAUCAUUUUUUCACUUUAAAUGUGAAAAGAUGAGAGUUUCUUUCACUGUUUUUAUUGAUCAGAUUUUGGUGCUGUGGAAAACUGUUUUUUUUUUUUUUUUUGUUUGUUUUUUAUCUUUAAUGUUGUAUAUCAGGUAAAAUGAAUGGUUUUAGAACAAGCUGUACUUUGAUAUGAACCGUGAGGAUGACUUUCAGCCCUAUUAUUCAAUGAACUGCAGAUUGUCAGCUAAUUAUUUCUAGUCGGUAUCAACAGUAAAUUGUUGAUAUGUCAAUAAUUAAUGAUAUUAUGAAAAAGAAGGCAGGAUAUAUCUUCAACAAAAACCAGUGACCUCUGACCCAAAUGUUUCACUUAAAGUUUUGAAUAGAAAUGUGUAUUGUUGAAUCUUCAAUGUUAUUUAUUUUUUCUGGGGACCACAAAUCCCAAGACUUUAUUUGUUGUCCUCAAACCAAUGGGAACAAGCCAAGUGCUUACUCUUUAACUGUAGCUUGGUAGUUAUUUGUUAAACUGAGGAAAUCAAAAGUAUCGAACUUGACUUUUCAGGUCAAUUGAUUGAUGUUUUUAAAAUAACUGAAUUAAUUAAUUGAGGCCGAAUUAAGCAGAUUGUGCAGUUGAGCUAUAGCCCACAAACUCUGCAUAGAACAAGAGUAAUAUCUUUCAAUUUCAUUAUUUUUAUAAUGUUGAAUCCGAUUAGCCAGUCUUCUGGACAUAUAGAUAUUUUGGGAAACCCGAGGGUGGUGGAGGGAUGAGAGGGCAGACUGAAUAAUUGGCACUAUGUGUAGUGUAUACAGUUUUCAGAAGAAAAAAAAAAAAAAGACAUUUUGGAAUUUGUUUUGAUUUGUUUUUCUGAAUGAAAUCAUGCUUUGUACACUUUAUUUUUGUUUAUUUUCUCAGAUUCAGUUUCUCAGCCCAAAGAGCUUUUAGUUUAGUUAUCAUCGUAUAAUGUUUAUGUGUAUAUAAACUUUAUAUGUGAUAUAAAAAAAAAAAAUCAUCUUACCUUUAUCUGCUUUCUUGGAAGGCACUGACCUGCUUCCAAUCGAAAGCUCUUGAUCGUAAUAUAAAUUCAAAAUUGAUUUGAUAUUGAUGUGCAGUUACUGGCGAGUGAACAUUUUAUCCAUGCCAUUAAAUUGACAGAAAAUAAUUGCUUUUGUUAAUUGACCUAGAUAGCUUGCAAG
This is a messenger RNA of Myxocyprinus asiaticus (Chinese sucker), 3614 nucleotides long. RefSeq names its product MLLT3 super elongation complex subunit (gene mllt3). The record is from RefSeq and is a predicted model, not a curated record. The coding region runs from base 120 to 1931 and encodes 603 amino acids. Lineage: Eukaryota; Metazoa; Chordata; Actinopteri; Cypriniformes; Catostomidae. Gene Ontology annotation, biological process: regulation of DNA-templated transcription. The transcript is spliced from 14 exons. Gene Ontology annotation, cellular component: super elongation complex.